AUGACGGAGUCGGGCGUGGCGUUGACGGCGGCGGCGAUGCCGGGGACGACGACGGCGACGUUUCGAGCGACGAAAUCGGCGCUUCCGGCGAUCGACGACGGGAGCGCGUGCUCGUGGGUUGAUUUGGCGAAGAGUUGCGAGAACGAGGGCGAGACCGUGGGGGUGACGGUGUUCGCGGAUGCGUCGUUCGAGCACGUGGGCGAGCUGCUGACGCGCUUGCACGUGGCGAUGCCGAACAGCGUCGCGCUAGGAGGGGUCGUGGACGAGGGGAGUCUCAUGUUUUUGAACGAUGACGUCGUGCGACGAGGAGCUGUCGCUUUGCUCAUUCGUGGUGAGUUCGAAUUGGACACGCACGUCGCGCACGGCGCGCGACCGGUGGGACCCGUGAUGUCGUUGACUCACGCGCACGACAACGCGGUGUUGGAGCUCGACGAUUCGCCCGCACAUCCGCUGCUGUUGGAAACCCUCGAGCAGUUGCCAGAGAACUCUAAAUCGCUGCCCGUCAUGCUCGGACUCGGGGUGAGUGGCUCUAAAGGUCCGUUCGUGUGCCGCGAUAUUUUAUCCGUGGGCGAAACCGGGGGCGUGGAAGUCGCGUCGAUGGCUUUGCAAGAGGGCGACGUCGUACAAUUACACGUGCGCGACGGGAACUGGGCGAAAGAGCACGCGAAUCGCGUGAUUGAAAAGUGUGCCGAUAGUGCGAAAAAAGUGAGUAGUGAGGAGUUGGGGUCAGAGAACUCGACAGGUGCCAUGAUAUUCGCGUGUGGCAACGGCAACCGAAUGCACGCCAGCAAUUUUCGCGAACGCGUUCCGGGGACGCCCCUCGGCGGCGCGUUCUUGCGCAGCGAAAUCGCGCCCCUUGCAAAAGGUCGUGCGAGUAACGUGCUGUCACACACGAGCACGAUAGGAAUUUACCGUAAACGUAAGAAAUCGGUGUCGAUGUAA
Ostreococcus lucimarinus CCE9901 is the source of this 942-nucleotide messenger RNA. RefSeq lists its product with no specific name. The transcript has a single exon. The record is from RefSeq and is a predicted model, not a curated record. The coding region runs from base 1 to 942 and encodes 313 amino acids. NCBI's taxonomy places the organism in Eukaryota, Viridiplantae, Chlorophyta, Mamiellophyceae, Mamiellales, Bathycoccaceae.